Messenger RNA from Tilletiaria anomala UBC 951, 2073 nucleotides. RefSeq lists its product as uncharacterized. The record is from RefSeq and is a predicted model, not a curated record. NCBI's taxonomy places the organism in Eukaryota, Fungi, Basidiomycota, Exobasidiomycetes, Georgefischeriales, Tilletiariaceae. The transcript has a single exon. The coding region runs from base 426 to 1922 and encodes 498 amino acids.
CUUUCAUAUUUGAUUUCACUUAGCGGGACAUGAGUUGGGCCGUCCGAAAUUAUGGCAAGCUGCUUAUCAAUUGCUCUCGUCUGUCAUCCCUGGAGGGGUAUCUCCUGCGUUCUAAGAGGAAAAAUGGAACUAGGUUUCGGAUUGAUGAACAAGCUGACCAGAUAGCAACAAGCAGCUCUUACAGAUACGAGAAUGACAAAGCUUGCGUUCCAGCACCUGGCACUCUCAAGCACAGCAGCAAACACAAAAUGGAGACUGGCCUGUCGCGUCAUAAUAUAACAAACAGAAGCGUCAUAUAAAGCUAACCACCCAUUUCUCUGACAUCUCAUACUUCAUGCAGUGCUCCGAGGCCGUACCGCCAAGCAAGGAAGAUCCAUGUUCAGCUUUACGCUUUGUCCGCAUUAACUGUGUAGAGCCUGCCGCGGAUGUACGCCCCGCCUUCACGGGCCGCUCAAGCGGAGGCGCCUGGCGUAGCCGACACGGGUUUCAGCAGCAAAAGCAGUCAUAAAUCGAAGCCCUAUUUCCUUGAUGCCAUCAGGUUGGAUCUGAAGGACGCAAAAUCGAUUAAUGUUGAUCUUAACACGAGCAGAUUGAGCCUUCAAGCAUUCACUGAAGCAAAAUCAUGCAACCGGGACAAUUCUAACGAAGCCACUAAAAGUCCAUGUAUCUCAGAAGGAGAUGCGCAGCAUGGCUUGCUCGUGUGCUGCGCAUCACCACCCGAGCAGCUGCCAAAGAUCUCAGCUGUCCUGGCUGACGACACAGACGCAGGCGUAGCCGAAGCGCCUGACGGCGACGCUUUCUGUGCAGGACUCACCACUCCAGCCCUCGUAGCCGCAACGGAAACGCGGUUGCUCUGGCUGCCAGGUGUCUCUUCGCCUGCGUCGGUACCGGCAAUGAGCUCCAACGCAGGCUCACCUACCACAGCGCCUACUCUGUCUGACGAGCAGAUUUCAAGCCCAUGCAGACCGGCCGCAUUGGGGCCACCCAUAGGGUCUAACCUGACAUUGCCUUUUAAGCUAUCUCGACCGGUUUGCAUCAACGGGCAGCGACGCAAGUCUUUCACAUACCUUCCCAGACAGCGGAGCGAGCCCACUCCAGGCAGUGCUGAGAAAAGUGGCAGAAACUCUUGGCUGUCACUGUCCAUGAAGCCAGAGAUGCAGGCAGCUGACAAGUCAACCAAGGAGGUACAAGGCGGCUCUGGCGCGAGCGAAACCGAUCUCCACAUUCGUUCAGCCCCACAUGCUGUGGAAUCGGACCGAGAGCAACCGAAAGAUCAUUUUCCGUCUCUUCUCCGCAACUUGAGUGCCGCCGACAGGUACGAGAGAGCUAUUCGCCCGCCAUUGCCAUCGCCAUCGUCACUGCCGACACCCAUCUUGUUCGGCAUCUGGUCUCAAGCUUCACCUACGCCGCCCAGAAGGCAAAGUCGAUUGUUUCCGGGGACUGACGCUGCUGCUCCUGCCGACUCUGAAGUAGAGGCUGAACUUCAGCAGAUGCCAAUGGAUCACUUUGAUCGUCGCUACGACGAGCAGAUUGACCCUGUGCACGACCCUGUCCACUGCGAAUUUCCAGACGGUGAUGAUGAGACUGUGGCAGACGGGCCUGCUGCAAACCGCUCAAGCGCGACGCAAGCCCCAACAUGGGUUGGCGGGACAAUGGUCCGGACGCCUUCGGCCACCUACCAUGCGCAGCAGCAGCAAACACUGCAGCAAAGAGCGGUACCUGGAAAGCAGACACAAGCGCCGCCGCAGCAGGAGCAGCAGCCACAACCGCAACAGGAGUUCAAGCAUCCUCCGAAAGCUGCGGGCUAUCCGGCGGAGGGCGAGAAAAAGCCCGGAAUAAAACAAUUCAAGCAGGCCAUGAGGAGUGUCCUCCGCGGAGUCAAGGUGCGUAUCCCACAACGAAAUAGUGCCAAUGCCACUUGACUGCAGGUCGAUUAUCAAUUGCCCCUGCGCUCCUGCGGAUUUUCUUGCGUUGCUAGCGUUCGUAGCCCCACCUUCACAUCGCAUCGUCGCACUUGCAUUCGCAUUCACGGCCACACUUGCAACAAUAUUCAGACCGCACGCCUAGCCAUCC